This is a messenger RNA of Ixodes scapularis (black-legged tick), 1590 nucleotides long. RefSeq names its product GDP-fucose protein O-fucosyltransferase 2. Lineage: Eukaryota; Metazoa; Arthropoda; Arachnida; Ixodida; Ixodidae. Gene Ontology annotation, biological process: protein O-linked glycosylation via fucose. The coding region runs from base 107 to 1423 and encodes 438 amino acids. The transcript is spliced from 7 exons. Gene Ontology annotation, molecular function: peptide-O-fucosyltransferase activity. The record is from RefSeq and is a predicted model, not a curated record.
AUGUUUGACGUCACGUGAGAGCUGUCUGUGGCUGAAAUUUAAUGAUGUUAUCGGACGGCAUGUGGUAGGGUGGUUUGUUUGAAAUUUGUGUGAUAGCCUUGUUAAUAUGCUAGUACACUGGGUCAGUUUACUUUUAGCUCUACAUUAUUUGAUAAUCUCAUGCACAUUUGCCGAGUCCGCAGAUACUUGUCAUGACGAGGGGGCUUCGCCGGAAAGCUCAUGUCCCGUGUCAAGAAAGUCUCCUCUUCUGCCCAAGAAGUAUGUCUUGUACGAUGUCAACGCCGGAGAAGGGUUCAACCUGAGGAGGGACGUGUACAUGCGAGUGGCUCGGCUGGUGCAUCAGCUCAACGAAGGCUCCAAGACGGCAGAGUGGGUGCUUGUCCUGCCGCCGUGGGGCCCCCUGUACCACUGGCGGACUAAGGACUUCGGCUUUCAGGCCAAGAUCCCGUGGAAGGAGUUCUUUGACGUCGAAAGCUUGGCUGCCUAUGUACCCGUGAUAGAGUUUGAAGACUACCUUAAGGAUGUUGGGCCGUCGAUUGACAAGGUCUACUAUCUGCAGCACCACCCGCGUACAUUCACGUCGAGCACGUGGGAAGAAAAGUAUGAAGAAGACUCGUGCCAGGACGAAACGGAUUACUUCAAGGAGGCUCCAGAGGGGUUCAGUGGAUGGUUCUGGGGUUACCGCAACACACUGGCCAAACAGUUCACUUGCCUGUCCGUCCAGGGAACAGGGUCUACCCUGAAACCGUUGCUUUUAAAGCACCUCAACGACACUGCCAUUAUGCUAGAUCGUGCAGAAGUUAUUCUACAUGAUGUUUUUGGAGAUGCAGUUUACUGGGAGAUAAGGCGCAGCAUGCGCUUUUCGAAAGACCUCCGCGAGCUGGCAGACGCCUUUCGCCGGGACGUUCUAGACUCCGAGGACGAAAGAGAUGGUACGGUGCUUGAGCCCGACUGGAGAAAGAUGAGGCGGGGCACUGCGGUGGGAGGCCCCUUUCUGGCGGUCCACCUCAGGCGGCAGGAUUACCUGAGCAGCCGGCCCAAGGACGUACCAGACCUUCGCUGGGCCGCCAAGCAGAUACAGGCACUGCUCGACAGACUCAAGCUCACCAAGGUCUUCGUGGCCACCGACGGGACGGCAGACGAAUUUCAGACACUCAAGUCCUACAUCCCGGGAGCUGUUCGAUACGAGACCAGCUUGGAAACAAGGAAGAAACUAAAGGACGGAGGUCUUGCCAUUAUUGACCAGUGGAUAGCUGCACAUGCAAGGUACUUUGUGGGCACCUACGAGUCCACGUUUUCUUUCCGAAUUCAGGAGGAGAGGGAGAUAUUGGGGUUUGAUGCAGAGACAACAUUCAACAGGCUCUGUGGAGAUGGACAGAAGACCUGCGUUCAGCCUACAAAGUGGAGAAUAACCUACGAGUGAUGUUUGCGCUUCUUUGCUUGUUUUCUGCCACCAAGGCAUGAGAGUGGAAGCCUGUUUCUGAAGGGUAUAGGAAGCAUGGACCAAUCUCGAUUGUAUAUAUCAUUCUGUGCCAUCUUACGAGCCCCGUCAUUUUCGAUGAUCAAUAAAUGGCAAUGUUUUUGGUCUUA